This is a messenger RNA of Pseudocercospora fijiensis CIRAD86, 4953 nucleotides long. RefSeq lists its product as uncharacterized. The transcript is spliced from 2 exons. Gene Ontology annotation, molecular function: tubulin binding; phospholipid binding. Gene Ontology annotation, cellular component: mitochondrion; cell cortex. Bases 1 to 4953 code for a protein of 1650 amino acids. Gene Ontology annotation, biological process: maintenance of protein location in cell cortex; dynein-driven meiotic oscillatory nuclear movement; microtubule cytoskeleton organization. NCBI's taxonomy places the organism in Eukaryota, Fungi, Ascomycota, Dothideomycetes, Mycosphaerellales, Mycosphaerellaceae. The record is from RefSeq and is a predicted model, not a curated record.
AUGGCCUCGGCCGCGAGUCCGCCAGGAGCGGUGAGCGCCAAUGGCUCAUUCGACCCCUUCACGGGCUCACUACAAGCCCAGCCGGCGCCAGCAUUGCGAUAUGCCGCAUUCGAUACCGACCACUUCUCGCUGUACUCUACCAAUUCCCCGACUUCUGCAAAACGCGCACUGGAAGCACACCUCAAGGACACAGAUCGUCGAUUGCGUGAUGCCGGUCAAUUGGGAACUACCUUGACGAAGCAGCGCAGAGAGCUGGAGGCCAAAUUGAAGGAAGUAGAGCAGCUGCAGCAAGACAGUGAGAUCCCGCCAGAGCUUCAGAGCAGACUUUCCGAACUCGAGCGUGAGUAUAAUGAAGUCGGUCGCGACUCGGCUCGCGCAUUUCUUCCCAAGUCGAGGGUCGCCAGCGAGACCGAGGCCUCGCAACCUGGGGUCAUUUCAGGAUCAGGGCGAGAAUCUCCAACCAAGAUUUCGGCACCGUCGCGGAGACAGCGGAACCAGCCAAGCAACAGAGUUCACGACAUCGAAUUCGCCGCGGAGAUCAGUACCCAGCUUCUCGCUGAGGUCAGGCACUAUCAAGCUGCCCUGGCAGAGAAGGACGACGCCUUGAAGGACGCCACCGCUGCGAAAGCUGAACUGGAGUCUGAUAAUGCUGUAUUGAAGCAAAAGCUCAGGCACUACGAUAUGAGCGAACAGAAGUACAAGGAUGAGAAUUGGAACCUGGAGACGCGCUUGCAGGAGAUCGAGGCGAAUUUGAAGCAGACAAUGGACAGAGAGACUAGGCUGGCCCAGAAUCUAAAGUCCUUGCAGUCGGAGAAGGCGGCGAAAGAGCGCGAGUUGGAUGAGCUGAAGCUCACGCACGAGCGGCUAAUCGAGGACAACGGCAUGGCAAAGAAGGUUCAAGAGGCCGAUUUGCAUGGUUUGCGUCGUGACGCUGCGACUUGGGAUGCCGAGAAGCUCAGGCUGCAGAAGAAGGUCGAGGAGCUGGCUUCUCAAAACACGGAGUUGGCAAAAGCCGUAUCGUUCCGCUUCAACCAGCAUGCCCAGCUCUCCGAUACCGACUUCGUUUCUGCUGAAGAGGGCGUCGGCUCCGACGAUGCCAGCCCAGAGCACAGUGCUCCGCCCUCGCCGGUCAAAGGCACACCAGCGCGCCAUGGUAUGCUCGAGUCCGAGACUUUGAAGUCAAGCUUGAAUCAUGCACAUAGAAUGAUUCAGAACCUCAAGAACAACAUCCAUAGGGAGAAGACUGAGAAGAUCGAACUCAAGCGCAUGUUGCAAGACGCGCGUGACGAGCUCGAAUCGCGUCGUGAGAGCCAAGGUGUAGCUGCGAACGUGGCAAAGAAGAGACGAAGCGAGCCUGAAGGCAUCAAAUUCAAGCGUCCUUCGAACAGCAGGCUUGGCGCAGCCCGCAGCAGCACCACUGAGAUCAUCGACGAGCCAGACUGGGAGGAUCAGGAAGCUGAAGCCACGCCCAGCAAGCCUAAAAUCGGUGCAAUGAUUGCCGGUGCUGGCGUGGCUGGUGUUGCAGCUGCAACAGCAUACAAUCAGGCGUAUGGCAGAUCUGAUCGUAACACCACGGAUGCUUUUGAAACCGCCAACGAGACUGAUGCUGGCUUUGAAACCGCGACUGAGCGAGGAGGUAACACCGAGAGCGAGGCUUUUGCUACAGGAGCUGAGGACCUUGGAAAUAACACCGAAGGAGAAGCCACCGAGACCGAGGCCACUUCUGCUCGCAAAUUGCGACGAGUCAGCAGCUAUCAGAACAAGGCUGGUAAUCGCUCAUCGUACAUGUCGACUGCUUCAACAUCUGGUGAUGAUGACGGUGACAUUGUCAAGACCCCAGUCCACAGCAUUGUACAGCAGAAGUACAAGCUGCGCCUUGGCCGUGGUGGACGGAGAUCGGGCCGUGUCAGCGACAUUAUGGCAGAUUCUCCUCGAGCUAGCAUUGCCAGCCCGAGCUCAAGCACUGGCACACCGCAGCCAGCUGGUAUGCAGAGUCUGGGUGACGAGCUCGAUGCACUCGAAGAUGGCAGCAUGGAAGGCACUCCAGUUUCCGGCAGGCACCUGGACAGCGACCUCGAAGAGACGCCACUCACGCAGCGACAAGGCAGCGUUGAGCCUCGUAGUCCUACCAUGAUGGACGACGACGAGAAAGUGGGUGUCGAUCCGGUCAUUCCUACUCCUGUCAGCAGCCCAAAGAGUGCUUUGCAAGCCCGUGACUUUGAGAACCAGGCGGACUCGGCAAUGCUUGCCCGUGAAGCUACUGCGAGCAAGCCAGUAAUGGUCGAUGCUGGUGUCAUGACCGAGCCGUGGCAACCAGAGCCUGCGAUCGAGAAGCAAUCUCUGAUGGAUCAUGCUGCUGAGAUUGCUGGAGGAGCAUUGGCCGGCUUCGGUCUGAGUCGAAUUGCAGGUCACAAACAAGAAGCAGCUGAGAGCGAUGGCUGCGAGGUAGAAGCCGAUCAGCCGUAUUUGAAAGACGUCGCGAGUGCACCUGAGCCAGUCCAGGCCCCGAUUCCCGAGACGAAACAAAUGAUCAGUGUUGGCACCGAUGCUCGCGGAAUACCAGUCACCAUCAGCACUGGCACCGAUGCUCGCGUCAUCUCGACAACCACGUCUGGUAAUGAUGUCAAACAACCUGCGCGGACGAUCAGCACCAGUACGGAUGCACGCGGUCUUCCCGUCACGGUCAGCAUGAAAACGGAUGCCGAUGCUGGGCCGGAGACACUUGUGGUCGAAGAUCUUCCUCUUGUCUCCACGGAUCCCUCUCCAGUCAUCUCGGAGGAGACUGAGCCUGAGAUGUGGCCACUACCACCUAAUACCAGUCGAAUGCCAGUCGUCAAUGGCGCACAGCGUUCUACUGAAGUCACUUCUGAUGUGCCACCAAUGCCUGCUGCGCCGCCUCCAGCAAUACCUGUCCAGCUGGCCUUUUCAGACGUGCUCUCUCAAGAGCUGACACCUGUGCUACCAGAGCCAGUGACACCUAUGCUACCCCAAAGGAGCUCUAGGAGACAAGAUCUCCCGCUCAGCGGAGACGAUUCAGACGAGGCAAUCGAGACACCAGGAUUCAAACGCAACGUGCGAUUCGCAAGUCAGUCAGAUGGUACCGCGGAAGACUCACAAGUCUUCGCAGGCGCAAGCGAUGAUGAGAUUCAAGUCUACAGAGAUGUGUCGAAAGAUAAUUCUCCAGCCGGCCUAGCGAUACACACAAGACAGCCACUUGGCGAUGUCUCACCGAACGUGACUUCGAAGAGCGCGAUGGCCGACGAGGGCUCACAGACUAUUGUUUCCGGUCAGGACAUUGAUACAAUGAUCAAGGACAAGGCUGUCGUUCCUUCACUCAAGGAUGCUGGAAGCUCGCCAUUCAAGAGUGCCGUUGCUGGUACAGUAGUCGGUGCAGCCGCUGCAGCUGCCCUAUCCACGCCUUCGAAGAAAGACAAGAUCAACCCUGAGAUUCGACCUUUCAUCUACGAGUCACCGACCUUGAAGAAAGCCAAGCGGCCAGCGAGUGCGGGUAGUCUCCGUCGUGAAGACGCCGCCAGCGCGCCUCCACUUCCUCCAGAUCACAAUGUCAAGAUCGCUGCAGCUCAACAGAACCCGGCUGUGCCACUUACAGCAUUUUCGGCGGGUACUAUGGGUCCCCCAACGAUGCCUGCGUCAGCAUACAGACCGCGUCCAAACACGCCUGGAGGACGACCAUACGUUGAGCGAGCAAUCCAUUCGCGUGAUUCCACAACGCCUCGCCCUCCUCGACGAAAAGACAGCCGCAGUGCUAUCGCCAGUCAGUCAGAUAGGAUAUCGCAUAGAACGUCGAUGUCUUCCUUUGCGUCCGAGCUGGACGAACGCUUCAACAUAACGAGAGGUCAGAUCAUGUACCCAGCAGAUGUGACGCCAUCAACAGAUCCGCGAAUGAUCCAGGCUAUCACACAGACCAUGAUUGGUGAGUACCUCUGGAAAUACACGCGCAAGGCCGGCAGGAGUGAAACAUCCACAACGCGACACAGACGAUUCUUCUGGGUCCAUCCUUACACUAGAACGUUGUACUGGAGUGAGCAGGACCCAAGCACGGCUGGCAAGUCGAUGUUGAAGGCCAAGAGUGUCGCAAUUGAAGCUGUCCGCGUCGUUUCGGACGACAAUGCAUAUCCUCCUGGUCUACAUAGGAAGUCUCUUGUGGUCGUCACUCCUGGCCGCGAGAUCGUCUUCACCGCCCCUACUGGUCAAAGACAUGAGACAUGGUUCAAUGCACUCUCCUACCUGCUUCUGAGAACGGAGCGAGAAAAAGCUGAAGAAGAGGACACGAUGUCGCAAGAUGAGCUUGAUGAGUUCAACCCUGGGUUCGGCAAGACAGUGAGGCAAAGCUUCAGCAGGAUGGCUGGCACUGCCACUGGACGCAGCCAAAGCCGCCACAGCCGCCACAGUCGCCGGACUAGCUUGAGCAGCUACAACAGCCGGACAACGAGGACUAACAGCCUUCCACGAAAUGACGCCACUCUUCGCCAGACGUCAAGAAACGCCGUCCCAGCCAUGUCUCUGCAAAUGCCGUCGCUCAACCAUCAAAGCAAAAGGCUGGCCGGAACAACUCCCAAAGAAUCUCGCGUCUCGUCCGGCAGCAUGGGCGCUCGAAUGAGUUCACUAACUAGUCGCUUCAGGCCAGGCAGCAGUCAGCGUGCCCAUUCUAGCGCCAGCGUUCGGCGAGAUGAUCCUGCGGAUCCAGCAGGGAUUUAUGAUGCCAGCAUUAUCGCCGACAGCGCAGAAGAUCUUCGAGCUGUCAUCGAGCAACAAGAGCGAGAUGCUGACAGGCUGGAGAAUGUCAGGGCAUGCUGCGAUGGUCGGCACGACGUCGCAUCACUCAGAAAUCGCAGCGGCAAGCACUCCAGCUUCGGCUCACGCUUUAGCAGCCACAAUCACGGACCCGGGUAUCACACACACGCUCAUGGAACGGCUUCGUCACGGACGUGA